AGAUGUAGACGCGCGCUUCAAUAUGGCUGACAGUAAAGGCGCAAGGCACAAUAAUCAUAAUAUAUAUAAACUUGGAAUUAUAGAAUUUUUGGUAAGCACGCGUAUACGGUGAAGACGGAAAUUUUGCACGAUGAAUAUGUCCGUGGAGAAGAAGAAAUAUCCUUCGGCGUUGCCAAUUAAUUGGCACACACGAGAAGAACCGUCGAGGAAGAGCCAGAAUCAGUUGACAUCUACGGGCAAGGAUUAUUAUUAUGGCCGGGCUAGAAAUGACUCAUCAUUGGUGCCACCGAUCAGACAAACAGCAUCGAUUUUUAAGCAACCAGUGACAAUUUAUAAAACACAGGAAGGAAAAGUGAAAGAUAUUAAACAUGGCAUUCAAGAGAAACCAAAACAAGAAGGAGCCGAUAAAACUGAUGGCAAAUAUGGCUCCCAAGAUAAGCCUAAACAGCUUUUCUGGGAAAAACGUUUAGAAGGUUUGCGAGCCUGCGACUCUGAUGGCUAUGAAUUUGAUGGAAUGGAUUUGCCAAAGAACUUAAAACCUGUGGGACCAUAUAUCACAGAAGAAACUUUGCUUCAAAGUGUGGCCACUGCCUUACAUGUAUCCACUCAACCAGUUACAGGACAAACGGGAUCGAAAAUGGCUUUGGAGAAGAAUCCUGGAGUGUUUCUCAAUCCUGAUCAACCACUUGUACAGGCGGUCUCGAUAGCGGAUGAAGAUAUAAAGAGGCAAGAAGAUCGAGUGGCUAUUGCGAGAAAAAAGUUACAAGACGCCUUACGUGCUAUUCAAACUUAAAUUAUAGCUUUAUGUAUAUCAUUUGUUCAUCUCUUAAUUUUAAGUUCAUCAUAAAUUAUAUCAUUGCCAUUUUUUGUAAUAAAUGUUUUUGUAAAAAAAAAAAAAAACGAAA
Molecule: messenger RNA, 905 nt
Organism: Cataglyphis hispanica
Lineage: Eukaryota; Metazoa; Arthropoda; Insecta; Hymenoptera; Formicidae
Gene: MBD-like
Product: methyl-CpG-binding domain protein 3
Exons: 5
Coding region: 131-793 (220 amino acids)
Source: RefSeq, a predicted model, not a curated record